CCUCAUACGACUGACGCUCCUUGCGUCCAAAGCCUGACCUCGCCACCGCUCAAUUCACUGCGGUUGUUCUUGACUUUAUUUACAAUGGCAGGUGGAACAAGUAUCUGGGCGAGUAAGGACGCCAAGUCCGAUCCCAGGGAGAUCUUUAACCUGAGACUGCUGUAUCUGCUGGUGACCCUGGCUUGGGCGGGCUGUUUCUAUGGGUUUGACACUGGGAAUAUCGGCGGCAUUCUCACCCUACCGUCGUUUGAGAAUGCAUUUGGUUUACUGGAUAUUCCGCAGGCCGUGUAUGACGAUCGCAAGGGAACUAUCGCCGCCAUGGUCGCUGCAGGAGGCGCUGCUGGAUCUCUCCUCGCGGCACCCACCUCCGACUGGCUAGGUCGCAAAUGGUCUGUUUUCCUCUGGGGAAUCGUCUUCUUGAUCGGUGCUGCGUUGCAAAUGGUCCCCAACUACGACGUGCUGCUGGCAGGGAGAUUCAUCGGUGGUCUGGGAGUGGGCGCAAGCUCCAUGCUGAGUCCCCAGUUCCUGGCUGAGAACUCGCCCAAAUCAGUCCGUGGAUCAAUGACGGCUACAUACAACCUCAUGAUCGUCACGUCGUUGAUGCUGGCAUUCUGGGUGAACUAUGGCGUGUCGCUCUGGACCAGACCGAACAUCGAGGACGACCAUGCCCAGUGGCAGACGGCGAUGAGUAUCCAGCUGAUCCCUGGCGGAUUGAUGUGUUUGAUGAUUCCGUUUGUGCCGGAGACUCCUCGAUACCUCAUUAACCAUGGCAAGGCCGAGCAGGGGCUGAAGAACCUGUGUCGACUUCGCCAGCUGCCUCCAGACCAUCCCUACAUCCAGAUCGAGUACCGCGAAAUCCAGGCCCAGGUGCAGUACGAGCAGGAGACCUUCAAGGGCCACAAUUACUGGGUUGUUGUCAAGGAUAUCUUUGGCAACAGGAGUAACCUGCAGCGUUUCGUGCUUGCUGUGCUGUUGUUCAUUUUCCACAAGCUGACUGGAACGGACUCGCUCAACUACUACGCCCCCCAAAUCUUCGAGCUGAUCGGCGUCAAAGACGACUCGUCGCUGCUGACGACAGGUGUCUAUGGCGCCGUCAAAGUCGCAGCAACAAUCUUCUACAUCACAUACCUCGUCGACCGCGUCGGUCGUCGUCUCCCUCUCUUAAUCGGUGCCACUAUCCAAGCGACCGCCAUGCUCUAUCUCGCUCUGUAUCUCCGCUUUGCUGGCGUGGAUAACACAGAUAUGGGUGGCACCCCUGCUGGGGGCAUCGUAGGUAUCGUCUGGAUCUACUUAUACGCCUUUGGAUGGUCCUUUGGACACAGCGUGGCCUGCUACAUCGUUGCAGCCGAGAUUUUCCCAACCCGUAUUCGCUCCACCUGCAUGGGCUUCUGCUUCUUCGUGAACUGGAUCAUCGACUACGGCAUUACACGCGCCACUCCGAACAUGCUCACCAAUAUGGGCUACGGUGCUUUUCUGCUCUACGCUUUGCUGACGUACCUCGGCGUUGCAUUUAUCUUCUUCUGUCUGCCUGAGUUGAAGGGACGAUCGAUUGAGAGUAUGGAUGAUCUGUUCCAGCGGCCGCUGUGGACUAUGUGGAAGCAUGCAUACCCUACCAAGGAGGAGACCGUUAGGCAUGGUAUUCAGGAGGGAAAGGAUGAGGCCUACAAUCAAAGAACAAUGGCUACAGAAUCAUUCCAAUUGAACUCAGGAGCUAAGAUCCCCGCCGUGGGAUUCGGGACCUGGAAGGCCGGACCUGGUGAGGCUGCUGCUGCUGUCCAGGCAGCCUUUGAGGCUGGAUAUCGUCAUUUUGACUGCGCUCCACUAUAUGGAAAUGAAGCAGAAAUCGGCCAGGUGUUCAAGAAGACACAAGUCCCUCGUUCCGAAUACUUCGUCACUACGAAGCUCUGGUCCUCUGAUCACCGCCGCGUCGAAAAAGCUCUGGACAAAUCCCUCCGCGACCUGAACCUCGACUAUGUUGACCUAUAUCUAAUGCACUGGCCCGUCACGCUAGAUCCGUCUCCAAACGACGAGAGCUACGGCAAGGAAGACCGCACAGUGCAUGCGAACGGGUGGGACUUCCGCGAUACCUGGCGGGAGAUGGAGAAGCUGCUGGCGGCGGGCAAAGCCAAGGCAAUCGGAGUCGCCAAUUUCUCAACGGUUAAUCUGGCAAAGCUUCUAGAGACCGCGAAGGUAGUGCCCGCCGUGAAUCAAACAGAGAUCCAGCCGCUGUUGCCGCAGAAUAAAUUAAAUGCGUUUUGUACGGCCAAGGGGAUUCACCAGACGGCGUUUGGCCCGCUUGGUGGCUCGGGGAGUACCUUGCAUCAGCAUCCGGAUAUUGUAGCCAUUGCGAAGAAGAGAGGUGUCGAUACGGGGAAUGUUAUGCUCAGUUGGGGGAUUCAGAAGGGGUGGAGUGUUAUUCCCAAGAGUACGAAUCCGGUUCGCAUUGCGAAUAAUCUGAACAAGAACUUUGUGCUGGAUGCGGCUGAGCUACAUGCUAUUGAUAAACUGGCCUUGCCUAAGGGCAAGAGGUUUAAUGUGCCGAAUUGGGGUACUACUAUUUUCCAUGAUGAUGCAGAUGUUGAGUUGGAAUAGUUUGU
Messenger RNA from Aspergillus versicolor CBS 583.65, 2597 nucleotides. RefSeq lists its product as uncharacterized. Gene Ontology annotation, molecular function: oxidoreductase activity; carbohydrate:proton symporter activity. The record is from RefSeq and is a predicted model, not a curated record. NCBI's taxonomy places the organism in Eukaryota, Fungi, Ascomycota, Eurotiomycetes, Eurotiales, Aspergillaceae. Gene Ontology annotation, cellular component: membrane. Gene Ontology annotation, biological process: transmembrane transport; carbohydrate transport. The transcript has 8 exons. The coding region runs from base 85 to 2592 and encodes 835 amino acids.